Tetrahymena thermophila SB210 is the source of this 990-nucleotide messenger RNA. Its product is annotated as START domain protein. The record is from RefSeq and is a predicted model, not a curated record. Gene Ontology annotation, molecular function: lipid binding. Lineage: Eukaryota; Ciliophora; Oligohymenophorea; Hymenostomatida; Tetrahymenidae. The transcript has a single exon.
AUGGAAUUAGAAAAUUUAGUGCCUCCUUAAUAUUAGCAAGGCUAUUUAGAAAACAAAGAAAGACUUUUCUAACUAAAAAAUUUGGACGAGAAAUGGAAACUCUACUAAGAAAAAGAAGGAGUUAAGCUUUACACUAGAGAAAUCGAAGGUCAAUCUAUAAAAAUGUUGAGAAUAGAGACUUCAUUUAAUGCUUCAGUAAAAGAAACAUGCUAACUCUUGUUUGAUGACUUAGAAGAACUAAAAAAAUCUAAAGAACCAGUGAAAACAGCUGAAGUAAUUGAAGAAAUGAAUGAAAGAGGUAGGAUCGUUUUCAUUACCACGAAACCAAAAUACUUUGUUAGUUCGAGAGAGGUUUUACUUUAUAUGAACUAGGAGACUAUAGGCUAAGAAGAAGGAGUAGUCUAAGUCUAGGUUGGACUAGAUAGUCACCCUAACGUGCUAACUAAUAAAAAUGCUGUGAGAACCACAACUCUUUUGGCAGGUCAUUUUAUUCAACCUGAUUAAGCUGACCCGUCUAAAACUAAUGUAAUAUUUAUAAUCCAUAAUAUUUUAAAUGGUUCAAUUCCUGAAUUCGUCCAAAACAUGGUUGUAUCACAUAACUUAGGAGGUUAUAUAUAUUUUAAAAAUUUAUGUGAGUAAAGAGCAAAAACAAAAGAGCUUUUACCACCUAUUCAAGUAGAAGCUUAAGAGUAACAAAAUAUUACUAACAAUUCCUAGUAAUUAGAAACAACAUAAGAAUCUGAUAAUAAUAAUAAUAAUCAGUUGAGCUUUGAAGAAGCAGAUGAAAUUAAAGAAAAGACUCAGUCUAGGAAAGAUUCCUUCUGUAAUUAAGAAGACUACGACAACACAGCACACUCAGAGGAUCAAAAAGAAAUACUAACUACUCAUAACAAAAGCUACAGGUAAAAUCACUUAGAAUAGGUAGAUAAUAAUAAUAGCGAUAUCAGUAGUCAGUUAAGCAUUAAAGAUAGUAAUUCUUUUGAAAAUUGA